Molecule: messenger RNA, 1359 nt
Organism: Cryptomeria japonica (Japanese cedar)
Lineage: Eukaryota; Viridiplantae; Streptophyta; Pinopsida; Cupressales; Cupressaceae
Product: imidazoleglycerol-phosphate dehydratase 1, chloroplastic
Exons: 8
Coding region: 156-1112 (318 amino acids)
Biological process (GO): L-histidine biosynthetic process
Molecular function (GO): imidazoleglycerol-phosphate dehydratase activity
Source: RefSeq, a predicted model, not a curated record
CACAAAUCCUAAAUUUAUUUGUCGACUAGGUACUUCAUUUCGACACAAUACGCGACCUCCGAAUAUUUUUGUGUAGGAGCCAUGUAUGAACAUUUCCAUUAACGACUCUAAGAUACAGAUUGAACACCUAAACUGCAAAAAGUAGCGCACUAACAAUGGCUUUGCUGAACGUCCCGCCUGGAAAACCACCCACCGCAAUUUCUUCUGAAUUCAGCCGAGUGGUCAAUGGAUACUUGGGCUCAAGUGCCAUCAAACUUUUGGGCAUCAGAACAUCACAACGGUCAUGGCCGAACAUUAGCCGCAACAACUCUAGAUCAAAUAAACAUGGCUUCUUCAAAACGAGUGCAUCCAGGGAGGACGAUGAGGGCAGAAACAUUGUGGGCGACUUUUGUCCCCUUUAUUCAUCUCAUACUAAUCUCAAUUUCCCAUCCAUAAAAAAAUUGCAGCGUUCAUUGACUUUACACGCCGUUGACACCAGCAAAAAUGGAGCCCCAAAUAUAACAGAAACCAAAGUGGAUCGCUGUGGAGAGAUUGUACGAGUGACAAAAGAAACAAAUGUUCAAGUGAAAAUUAACUUGGAUGGCUCAGGAAUAUCUGAUUGCAAUACUGGCAUACCUUUUCUGGAUCAUAUGCUAGAUCAAAUUGCAUCACAUGGAAUCUUUGAUCUAGAAGUAAAGGCUUGUGGAGACAUCCAUAUUGAUGACCAUCAUACAAAUGAAGAUGUUGCUCUUGCCUUUGGAAAUUGUUUACUGCAAGCUCUUGGAGAUAGGAAAGGGAUCUAUCGCUUUGGUGAUUUUUCAGCUCCCUUGGAUGAGGCUCUUGUGCAUGUUGCCUUGGAUUUAUCAGGACGUCCCUUCUUGGCUUAUGAUCUUUGCAUACCUACACAAAGAGUUGGCACAUAUGAUACGCAGUUAGUGGAGCACUUUUUCCAAUCUUUGGUCAAUACCUCUGGGAUGACUCUGCAUAUUCGCCAGCUUGCAGGAAAGAACUCUCACCAUAUUAUUGAGGCAACUUUCAAAGCAUUUGCAAGGGCUCUUCGGCAAGCAACUGAAUAUGAUAGCCGUCGAAGAGGAAGUAUUCCGAGCUCAAAAGGUGUCCUAACACGUGCUUGAGAAUAUGAAAGUCAUUGCACCAAAACAAUGUUUCAGCUAUUUGAGCUGAGGAGAUGUUACAAAAUCGAAAAUUGUGUAAAGAUGCUGAAAACUAAAUUAAAAUAUCAAUUAAUUUUCAAGACAAAUUUUUAGAUAAAAGAUUUUGUCUAUGGCUAUAUUUUGUAGAAGACAAGAUCGAGUGAUAUUUAGAUGGUCUCACAGAGUUAUAAAUUAUAUGUACACUUUCUUCUUAAUUUAUUAUUCUCUC